Rhodamnia argentea is the source of this 1272-nucleotide messenger RNA. Its product is annotated as esterase AGAP003155-like. The record is from RefSeq and is a predicted model, not a curated record. The coding region runs from base 117 to 788 and encodes 223 amino acids. The transcript has 6 exons. NCBI's taxonomy places the organism in Eukaryota, Viridiplantae, Streptophyta, Magnoliopsida, Myrtales, Myrtaceae.
UGUAAAGAGAACUGGCCAAAAAACCAGAGGACUCAAAGACUUUGUAAUUGAGACUCCUCUCCGAUUCCUGCUCUAGUUUCAUUCCCAGGAUAGCAGAGGCUGAGAGUGCGAAAGCGAUGGCCGAAAGCCGAGCCCAUGAGAAGCCCAGGAUUCUGUGCCUCCACGGGUUCAGGACCAGCGCUAAAAUCCUCGAGACGCAGAUCCAUAAAUGGCCCGAAUCCGUCCUGGAGAAGCUGGAUCUGGUGUACCUCAACGCUCCGUACCCGUCCACGGGCAAGUCCGGCGUGGACGGCAUCUUCGAUCCUCCCUACUUCGAGUGGUUCCAAGCCAAUCAGGAUUUUACAGAGUACGAGAACUUUGAAGAGGGCAUCGCUUUCAUUGAAGAUUUCAUGGUGAAGAACGGUCCCUUUGAUGGUUUACUGGGUUUUUCCCAGGGAGCUAUUCUAGCUGCAGCAUUGCCAGGAAUGCAGGCAGAGGGAUUGGUGCUCACCAAGGUGCCCAAAAUCAAGUUCCUGAUUCUGAUUUCCGGGGGUAAGCUCGGCGGAUCGAAAUUCGGUGCGCCUCCGCUGGCAGCUAACGCGUUUUCCUCUCCUGUCAAGUGCCCUUCUCUUCAUGUUAUAGGCGAGAACGAUUUCCUGAAGCCGGAGUCAAUUGCUCUGCUCGAUUCAUUUGUGGAUCCGAUCGUCAUCCAUCACCCGAAGGGCCACACAAUUCCCAGGCUCGAUGAUCAAAGCCUGGAGAUUGUCAACAAUUUCAUCGACAAGAUCCGGAAUGUAGCUACCGCAUGAGUCAUUCUUUACCGCAACGCGCAAAGGAGACAAUAACAAUUUUUCAUUUGUGAUUUGGCUAUCUUUCUUUAACCUUUACAAACCUCACAAAGACUUGUCAAUUUAGUUCUAAACCUUUCAAUUGUGUCAGUUUAGCCCUAAACCUUUUGAAGUUUUACCAGUGUAGUUCUAAACCUAUUAUUUAGAUAAUUGGCCCAAACGAUUACAUUGACAAACUGUCAAAAGGCUUAGAAUUAAAGUCUCUCUUUCUCAUUGUGUCAAUUCAUCUAAGCUGGAGCUUAGUUCUCUUUUCCGUUCGAUCCCUCGCGCGGAUGAUCAUAGCCUAGAGAUUGCGCACGAUUUCCGUUGAGAAGAUACAGAAUCUGGCUAUUGCAUGAGUUAUGCUUUCGUCCGACUUAGCUAUAAAGAUGAUAAUGAUUCUCGUCUGAGAUUUUCACUUCUUUCUCGACGAAUCUGCUUCGAAUGCAAUCUACUAUCUUUAGCA